Molecule: messenger RNA, 294 nt
Organism: Penicillium robsamsonii
Lineage: Eukaryota; Fungi; Ascomycota; Eurotiomycetes; Eurotiales; Aspergillaceae
Product: Con-6 family protein
Exons: 3
Coding region: 1-294 (97 amino acids)
Cellular component (GO): cytoplasm
Source: RefSeq, a predicted model, not a curated record
AUGUCAAGCCUGGGGGAAGCUAAAGAUCUCGAUUCAUCUAUCGAAGACCAAUUGAACGCGAGGCGUGGAUAUACAGCUGCUGUUAACAAUCCUAAAGUAUCCAAAAAGUCCAAGCGUAAUGCAUUAGAUCUUCUCAAUGAUGAGCUUGACGGGGAUACUCCUCGACAUUACCUUGAUGAGGCUCCUCCGGGUAACCCGAGUGGUCUAAGUGAUUUGGAAAGAACUAAAUGCAAAUCUCACCACACCACUCAAAGCGAAAGUGACUCAUCCAGACUUGAUCAGUAUCCAGGAUAG